This is a messenger RNA of Meloidogyne enterolobii, 211 nucleotides long. The record is from the annotation of a GenBank genome assembly. NCBI's taxonomy places the organism in Eukaryota, Metazoa, Nematoda, Chromadorea, Rhabditida, Meloidogynidae.
AUGAGGUUCCUCUCUGUUGACACAUGUAACGAAAAUAUUGAGCUCGCGAAACAUGUUCACGCUGAUGUUCUUGUCGUGUGUCAACGUCAUGAAGGAAUUCUUCGCCUUCUCCAAGAUCAAUUUCCGGGUCCAAUUCUCCAUCAGCUCCAACAAUUACACGUCUGGUUCCUUGCAAAAUUUCUCCUGGUCGCAACAUAAGCUUUAUACCAUU